Molecule: messenger RNA, 2381 nt
Organism: Oryzias melastigma (Indian medaka)
Lineage: Eukaryota; Metazoa; Chordata; Actinopteri; Beloniformes; Adrianichthyidae
Product: gastrula zinc finger protein XlCGF8.2DB-like
Exons: 2
Coding region: 470-1513 (347 amino acids)
Biological process (GO): regulation of transcription by RNA polymerase II
Cellular component (GO): nucleus
Molecular function (GO): DNA-binding transcription factor activity, RNA polymerase II-specific; RNA polymerase II transcription regulatory region sequence-specific DNA binding
Source: RefSeq, a predicted model, not a curated record
UGAGGAGCUCUGUGGUCAGCGCAGACUGCUGGAUAUCACCUGGAACCCGCAGCUUCAGCUCCACCACAUAGACCUCCCCCAGCAUCGGUUGACAGAAACGGAAGAUCUCUGCAACCAGCAAAGGAACUUCAGAGUGGAACAGAAUGUUCCAGAAUCUACACAGACAAAAGAGGAACUGAAGGAGCUAAAACUUCUACAAAUUAAACAGGAGCAGGAGGAACCAGAACCUCCUCAGAUAAAAGAGGAGCAGGAGGAACCACAACCUCUACAGAUAAAAGAGGAGCAGGAGGAACCAGAAGUUCCUCAGAUAAAAGAGGAGCAGGAGGAACCAGAACCUCUACAGAUAAAAGAGGAGCAGGAGGAACCAGAACCUCCUCAGAUAAAAGAGGAGCAGGAGGAACCAGAACCUCAAGAGAAUGAAGGAGAGCAAGAGGAAGAAAAACUUCCACAGGUUGAAAAUGCUCAUAAUAUGUCUACCUACAUGAAAACAAAGUCUGAUGAAGGCCCUUAUGUCUGUGAAGAAUGUGGUAAAAGUUUUUGUUCCUGCUUCAAAUUCAGAACUCAUUUAAGGACUCACACAGAAAGGGGGCUUUUUUUAUUUAAAGAAAGUGACAAAUGUUUUAGCGGUGUAUCUCAUUUCAAAAGACACAUAAGAACACAGACAACAGAGAAGACAUUUUCUUGUAAAGAAUGUGACAAAGGUUUUAGUCGAAUAUCUCAUCUUAAAAGACACAUGAGAACUCAUACAGGAGAGAAGCCUUUUACGUGUAAAGAAUGUGACAGAAAAUUUAGCCAAAGCUCUCAUCUUAAAAUACACAUGGCACUUCAUACUGGAGAGAAACCUUUUACAUGUGAACAAUGUGACAGAAAAUUUAGUCGAAAAUCUACUCUCAAAAGACACAUUGCAGUUCAUACAGGAGAGAAGCCUUUUAUCUGUACAGAGUGUGGCAGAAGUUUUAGUCAGAUAUGUAAUCUCAAAACACACAUGACGGCUCAUAUAGGAGAAAAGCCUUUUACGUGUAAAGAAUGUGACAGAAGUUUUAACCGAAUAUCUCAUCUCAAAAGACACAUGAUAGCUCAUACAGGAGAGAAGCUUUUUAUGUGUAAAGAAUGUGACUGGAGUUUUAAUCGAAUAUGUACUCUCAAAAGACACAUGAAGAUACAUACAGGAGAGAAGCCUUUUACGUGUACAGAGUGUGGCAGAAGUUUUAGUCAGAUAUGUAAUCUCAAAACACACAUGACGGCUCAUACAGGAGAAAAGCCUUUUACGUGUAAAGAAUGUGACAGAAGUUUUAACCGAAUAUCUCAUCUCAAAAGACACAUGAUAGCUCAUACGGGAGAGAAGCUUUUUAUGUGUAAAGAAUGUGACUGGAGUUUUAAUCGAAUAUGUACUCUCAAAAGACACAUGAAGAUACAUACAGGAGAGAAGCCUCUUACGUAUAAAGAAUGCAAUGCACGUUUUAAUCCAAUCCAAUCCAUGAAAUCGACUGGGUCCUCACAUUCAUACGUAUGAACGUGGGGGACCAGCUCCUUCCAGGGAGUGUGUACGCUGCCAGCACUGCGCUCAGGUUAAACGCCUUCAAAAUACUUUAAUUUUAGCAUCGACUCUGAAAAGAAGAAACAACAAAGACUCACUCCCGAGACCGGCUCUAGGUUAAAGUCAUGAAAUGAGACCAGCCACAAAGAGAAAUGGCUGUGCUUCAGUGAACAAUUGCAUCCAGAUAUGAAAAGCAGCUUGCGGAAAUACAGUAUUCCGACUUUUUCACAGGGGUUAAUGGUCAAAGACAUCUGCAAAUAUGGAAGGGGGGCAUUUGCUCCCAUCUGGAGAAAUUCCAAAAUCACCUUUAGAAACAAAAGUUACAUACAAGCGUCUUGAGUUGUCUGGGUUUUUGUGUCAAACCGGAAAAGUAAUAGAAACAUUUUAGUGAAACGGUAAAAAAUUAAUAAGCAUUGGAACACUGCAACUCGUUUCAUUUAAAAAUGUUAAUGAAAUACACUUGUAAAAUAUCUUUUUUUUUAAUUAUGACAGUAAAAAUGUACUUUUAAGGAAAUGUUAUUGUUAGUUUUUUUCUUUUUGGAGAUGUUUGUGCUGUUAUUAUAUUGCUAUGGUAACCAUAGUCAUUAUGGUUUAUGUUGAGACAAUGCUGUCUAAGUGUGUUACCAUAAAGACACUAGAAAUAUUUUUACAUGUCUCUAAUUCUUUUUUUACAGUUUUUAUGUGAUUUGUGAACAUUUUCUAAAUAUAAAAUAAUUCUAGUUUAUAUUUUGUUAAGUCAUGUUGGCAGAUAAUAGUUUUGUGAAGAAAAGGUUUAGUAAACAUGUAUACUAACUGGCUCAAAAUUUGUAUCUCAUUUUGAAUAAAUUUCCUAUCUUGAUAAUUA